Heterobasidion irregulare TC 32-1 is the source of this 1422-nucleotide messenger RNA. RefSeq lists its product as uncharacterized. Bases 130 to 1254 code for a protein of 374 amino acids. The transcript has 6 exons. Gene Ontology annotation, molecular function: phosphatidate cytidylyltransferase activity. Lineage: Eukaryota; Fungi; Basidiomycota; Agaricomycetes; Russulales; Bondarzewiaceae. The record is from RefSeq and is a predicted model, not a curated record. Gene Ontology annotation, cellular component: endoplasmic reticulum membrane.
GUCUCACCUUCCACAAAACACAAUAGGCCUUAUGUCGACACUCCCAAGGAUGCUCAAGACAAGACAACUAUUGUCUCGGUAGCUCAACCUGGAGGUCAAGAGAGCGAGCAAACAAAAAAGCGGAAGAAUAUGUUUGAACGGACGCUAUGGACAUUCAUCAUGAUUGGUGGAUUCCUUACUUUUCUAGCUAUGGGACACGCUUAUAUGGUCAUUCUCGUCAUGAUAUGUCAGACGCUUGUCUAUCGCGAAGUUACUCGGCUGUUCACACUCACAAGGUCAAAACCGGAUGAAGACUCUGGGAAAGACCCAUGGAGUAAAACCCUUAAUUGGUACUUCUUUGCUGUCACGAACUAUUUUCUCUACGGAGAAAGUAUAAUCUAUUACUUCAAACAUGUCGUCUUCGCAGACGCUAAUCUCAUGCCAUUCGCUACGAAUCAUCGGAUCAUCAGUUUCACUCUCUACACGAUCGGGUUCAUGGGCUUCGUCAUGUCCUUGAAGAAAGGAUAUCUGAAACAGCAGUUCGGUCUAUUUUGCUGGGUGCACAUGAGCUUGCUACUUGUCGUAGUCUCCAGUCACUUCAUCAUCAACAAUAUUCUCGAAGGCCUUAUUUGGUUCUGGGUACCCGCGUCGCUCGUUAUAUGCAAUGACGUCUUUGCUUACAUCUGGGGCAUCACAUUGGGCCGUACACCGCUCAUCAAACUUUCGCCAAAAAAGACCGUCGAAGGCUUCGUUGGCGCUUUCGUGAGCACCAUCAUCUUUGCCGUCUUCUGGGGAAUGUACUUCAGCCAGUUCAACUACAUGAUCUGCCCUGUACAUGACCUGGGGGUCAACGUCUGGAGUGGAAUGCAAUGUAUUCCGAAUCCUGUCUUUGUCUGGAGGGAGUGGAUCCGCAGCGAAGUCACAACUAUUCCGUACACGCCGUACCAGAUUCACUUAUUCUUCAUGGCAUGUUUCGCCUCGCUUGUCGCGCCUUUCGGAGGAUUCUUUGCGUCGGGCUUCAAGCGUGCUUUUGAUAUCAAAGACUUCGGACACAGUAUUCCAGGACACGGUGGAAUGACGGAUCGCAUGGACUGCCAAUUUCUGAUGGGCGUUUUCACAUAUGUCUACUAUAGUAGUCUCAUCCGUGAGCACCAUGUGACUGUCGGAUCAGUGCUCCAGACAAUUGUCAGCGGGCUCACUGUUGAUGAGCAACUUGAGCUCAUCCUGGACUUAAAGCGAUACUUGGAAGGGCAGGGUGUCGUCGUACCUAGAUGAGCGUUAAACCUAGUAGUCGGCAGUGCGAAAUUUCACAAUACAGUAUCAGACCAGCUUAGCAUCGCUUUCCCAUACGAUAUCAUUGUAAUUCACGAAGAAACGAAUAUGGUCGCGUUCCGUCGUGUACUUAUCAGGACGAUAUCAUUGAUAAUGAAUGUUGAACGACGG